UAGAGUCAAAGGCCGCUGGAAGUCGGUUGGGGAAGAGAAGACGGACGCGGAGGAUUAAAACCUGCAACGGAUUUAUUUUAUAUUAAACUCAGAUUUCACCGCGUGCUCUAAUUAAAUCGACGCGCGAACCACGACAGAAAAGAGCUGGUCUGCAAGAGAAGGCGGUAAAAUGCUGGAUAUUCCCGAAUCCCUUUGAUUCGCCGCGGAGGAGAGAAAUAACCGUCGGUUGGGGAGCUUGGAGUUAGCUUAGCAUAGUUUAGCUUAGCCUGCUCGCGUUCUGCAGCGCCCCCGUCGCUCGCAGUGCGUUUGGACCGCGAUGAGUGUCGCCUGCCCCGGCUGCCCGCGGACUCUAGCGCGCUGAUCGGGAAGGCCUCAAAUGGGAAAGUCGAGCAUCGGGGGGGAAUACCGAGCCUAGCCGUGUAGAUGUAGCUCACAUUCGGGAGAAGGAUUCGUUGGACUUCACCAGGACAGCCCGUUUUUUUUUUUUUUUUUUUUUUUUCCUUUUCUUUUUUUUUUAUCCCUUUUCCCUGGAUUUACCUCCGAAGAUCUGAAGACAGCCAUGGAAUCGACGGUCGAUGACGACGCGAUGGAGGCGUGAAUGUGGUUUGGCGUGGCGAUAGCUGAACGAUGCCCAAGGGUGGGGGUUCUAAAACCCCCCAGCUGGAGGACUUCCCACUCGGCACCGACAUGGUGGAGAAGCAGGGUGGGAAGAAGGAUAAAGAUAAAGGCUCGUCAAACAAAACUCCUAAAUCAGACCGCAGCGAUGGUGUCAAAGAGAUGAAAGAGAAGGCUCCUAAGAGGAAGCUUCCCUUUACUGUCGGAGCCAAUGGAGACCAGAAAGAUUCUGACUCAGAAAAGCAAGGUCCGGAGCGGAAGCGCAUUAAAAAGGAGCCCACCAACUCCAGGAAGCCAGGCCUGCCAUUCGGGAUGGGCAUGCCAGGGAUCCGGGCCGGGUACCCGCUGUCGGAGCGGCAGCAGGUGGCUCUUCUUAUGCAGAUGACGGCAGAGGAGUCAGUAAACAGUCCAGAUACAACACCAAAGCACCAGUCACAGUCAAAUCUGGGUCAGAAGGGAACGCCAAACUCUGCCUCAAAAACCAAAGACAAAGUGAAUAAACGCAAUGAGAGGGGCGAGACGAGGCUCCACCGGGCAGCCAUCCGCGGGGAGGUACGCCGCAUCAAGGAGCUCAUCAGUGAGGGGGCUGACGUGAAUGUAAAAGACUUUGCAGGCUGGACCGCACUGCAUGAGGCAUGCAACAGAGGGUAUUACGAUGUGGCCAAGCAGCUGCUGGCAGCAGGGGCCGAGGUCAACACCAAGGGCCUGGAUGAUGAUACUCCUCUACAUGAUGCGUCAAAUAAUGGCCAUUUCAAAGUGGUGAAGUUGCUCUUGCGAUAUGGAGGCGAUCCGUGUCAAAGCAACAGAAGAGGAGAGACGCCGCUGAAGGUGGCAAACUCUCCAACCAUGCUUAAUCUGUUGCUAGGAAAAGGCACUUACACCUCUAGUGAGAGUUCAUCCGAAUCUUCGGAGGAAGAAGACGCCCCAUCAUUUGCCCCAUCCAGCUCUGUCGAUGGCAAUAACACAGACUCUGAGUUCGAGAAAGGCCUGAAGUUGAAAGGGAAGGCCCUCGACCCUCCCAAAUCUACCACCACGCCCAUCAAGGACGAGUACGAGUUUGACGAGGACGACGAGGAGGAGCGCGUCCCACCUGUGGAUGACAAGCACCUGCUGAAGAAGGAGUUCCGCAAGGAUCCUGUCACCAAGGUCAACAACUUCAUCUCCAUACCCAAGAUGGAGGUCAAAACCUAUUCCAAAAGCAACUCGCUCACACCAAAGAAGCCUGUGCGUCGGAUCCUGUCGGACAGUAACAGCUCAGACGAGGACGACCGGACGUUGUGUUUCACGCCGACGCCCACCCCGAGGCAACCCGCCGCUCAGCCCAACAAGAGCAGGGACUCCGCAAUGCUGAGCUCGAAGCAGCAGAAAGACAAAAACAAAGUUAAGAAGAAGAGGAAGAAAGAGACGAAAAAUAACGUCAGUAAAGAGGUGCGAUUUGGGAAGGUGAACGACAAAUUCUGCACGUCCGACUCCGAGACGGGUGACUUGGAGAGCGAGGACGACAAAGGUUCAAUGCCGAGCUCGAACUGUGUAAAAGACUCUUCCGCAUUGAACCUUAAAGACUCGUCUGUGUUCAACUCUCUGUCUGCAUCCUCCUCCUCAUCCUCACACGGGGGUUUGGGCUCCCAGAAGCUCACGCAGUCUUUGGCAGAACAGCAUCCAAAACAGUGGAGGACAGAUGGUUGGAAGACCGUGUCUUCCCCAACCUGGUCUGACGACAGCUCCCUCUCAGACUCUGUCAGAACGAGGCUUUCCAGCGAGUCUGACUAUUCCUCUGCAGACUCCAGUGUUGAAUCUGUAAAACAGGUUAAGAAGAAAACGCAGGACAACAAGAAGAAAAACAACACGCAUGCCAACGCAUUAGACAAGAAGAGCUCAGACUUUUACAAGAACUCAAAUGUAGACGGAACGGUCUCUAAAGCAGACAAAGAUGGGAAAGUAUUGAAAAAACACAAGGUGAAACACAAACACAAAAACAAGGAAAAAGAGAAGGUUCCGAGUGUGGUGCUGAAUCAAGACAUGAACGAAAAAUUCGUAAAGAGCUUUACCUUCGACUUUGACGAUUCUCGACAGAAAUCCCUUAUCGUCGAAACGGAGUCGCCCUCCGAAAGCAAAGUCAAACUAUCCAAGCAUGACAAAGAUCACUUUAAGAAAGAGGACAGAUUAUCAAAAGGUAAAAGUGAAGACAAAGAUUGGUCAGCAAAGGACAUCCAGAGAGUUUCUAAAGAAGAGAAAUCCAAGAAAACAAAGGACUCCAACAAGGAUAGAGCAAGCAAAGAAGAGAAAGAAAAAUCUUUAAAAACAGAAAAGGAGAAAGGCCUGAAAGACAAAGAAAAGCCAAAGGAGGAGAAACAAAAAUCUCACAAGGAGGAUAAAAAGAAAAAGUCCAAGGAUAAGUCUCUGAAAGCAGAGAAAAAGAGUGAAAUAAAAGAAGAAAAACAUUUAAAAUCAGAAAAAGACAAAAUUGGAAAAGAAGAAAAGUCCAAGAAAGAUAAGACCAUCAAGGAAGAGACUGAUUAUGAGGAAUAUGACAUUAAAAACUUUCUAGACGACACCAAGAUGAGCGCGUCAGAUGAUCACGAUCGCUGGCAGUCAGACCUUUCUUCCGGCAGCUCUCUCUACGGAGACGACAGCUGGGAUGCUCCUAUGAAAGAAUACAAAGCAAACAAUUCUGUAAAGCUAAUUGUGGAAACGAUGAAAGAAGAAAGCAGAGACCGGAAAAAGGAGAAUAAAGUCAAAGACAAGAAGUCAGAGCACGGAGACAAGCGUGCCGACAAAGAAGCUACAUCCAAGAAAAAAGAGAAGGAGUCUUCAGACAAGAGCAAUGAAAAGAAAAAGGACUGGACAGACAAACAGAAACUGAACUCCAAUCACUUAGAAAAGGAGAAGAAGCGAAAGGAGUCGGACGGUGGAGUUAAAGAGAAGAAGGAAAAGGAGUCUCUAGACAGCAGCAGAGACAGGAAAGAUUCCUACGAGUUUACCAAGGAGCGGAAAGACUCCAAAGUGAAACAGGAAUGCCUGACUAGAGACGAAUAUGGGAGCGAGACUUUCUUCAAAGACAAAUUGGAAAGCGAAUCUACAGCCAAGUCAGAUCCAAGGGAGAGGAACCACUCCGGUAAAGAGAAGGAUAAGAAAGGUGAUGGUGUCGAGAAGAAAGACAGACUCAAAGGUGAAAAGCACAAAGACAAGCCUAAAGAUCGAAGUUUGGAGCAGGACAAGGAUAAACCUGAUAAAAACUCACUCGAGAGGUCUUUGAAAGACAAAGACAUUGAAAGGAGCUCCAAAGACAAGAAGGACGGGGCUAAAGAUAAACACAAAGAUUCUCACAGUAAGGAUAAAGAGAGGAAGAUGUCAUCUGAGCAGAGUAAAGACAAGAAAGAGAAAAUAUCCCUAGACAAACACUCUGAGAGGGAAAAGGAUUUUCUUGAAUUUAAGAAAGAGGAGAAGAAGCCUGAAAAGGUGAGGGAGAAGACCUGGUAUAAAAUCGAGGAUAUAUUCACCGAUGAGAGUGAGGAUGAAAAUGACAGUUACAACGGAGGCGUGGCAAAGCUGAGCGAUUCAUUCGGACUCUUAGACUCUCACCGAAAAGAUUCUACACCCGACAGAGAUGACAUAGACCACAUCCUCACAGAUAAACACAGGAAGUUCUCUGGAGAGGGAAAACAGCACUCCACAGAAAAACAGAAGGAAAAGGAGCAUAAAGAUAAAAAGAAAGAGAAAACAACCUUUGAUGUUGGAAAGGAGAGAAAAGGUUCAAUUGAAAAACACAAAGAUAAGAAAGAAAAGGACUCGACUGAAGCUAAACACAAGGAGCGAAAAGACAGGGCAUCUGUGGACUCGAAUCAGGACAAGAAAAACAAGCAGAAACCUACAGACAAGAGGGAGCCCACAGAGGAGAAGAGCAAGAGCAAAUACAAAGAUAAGCCAGACCAUCUGAAAGACAGAAAACCCUCCAAGAGCGGUGGAGAAAAUGAGAAAUCCUUGCUUGAGAAGCUGGAAGAGGAAGCAAUGAAUGAUUAUAAAGAUGAUUCAAAUGAUAAAAACAGCGAGAUCUCAUCCGACAGCUUUACAGAUCGUGGCCAUGAGCCGGUUUUAAGCUUCUAUGAUUCGUCAAAUGACAUGUCCGAGGACAGACGAGAGUCACUGACCAUUUCCAAUCCGCAGGACAAGUUUAGAGACAAGGAGAGGCAUAGGCACUCCUCUUCCUCAUCAUCGAAGAAGAGUCAUGAUAAAGAAAAGGAGAAGGUCAAGAAAGAAAAGAGGGACAAGUCAGAGGAGAUCAGAGAGUCCUUUGGUCGAAGGGAGAGUUUGCCAUUUGAGAAAGAGCCAAUGCCCCUGGAAGCUGAUCCGUACACGUUUCCGUACAGCUCUAAGGCUGAUGGAGAAGAUGACCUGGAUAAAACUCUGGAGUUUGAGAAAGAGAUGUCUAAAAAGGACAAGAUGAAUAGUGUCAUUACUAGUGAAAAGAUCAAAGAAAAGAAGAAAAAGGAGAAGCAUAAGGAAAAGGUGAAGGAGGAGAAACAUAAAUACUCGGACGGCUUUGGGUCCUUCAGACACUCGAAAGAAGAUCAGAAAUCUGGACUUAAAGAAAGCCCUCAGGUCAUAAGUUUGAAGGACAAGUCUAAAGAAGACAGUCCCAAAUUUGAUGGCAAAAACAAGGACAGAAAUCGAGACAUCACAGAUAAAGAUAGAAUGGAUUAUAACAAGACGAAGAGCAAAGAUGAAAAUGACAAGAUCAGCCAGUCAAAAGAAAUGUCGCGGAAAGACUCUCGACCACGCGAACUUCUGGUGGAUGGAGAUCUCAGACUUACAAGCUUUGGCAAAAUGCUGAGCUUAAAAGACCAGGAAAAUGAAGAGCGUCAUAAGAGACACAAAGAGAGAAUGAAACAGAUGGAGAAACUGAGACAUAGAUCAGGUGAUCCAAAGCUUAAAGACAAAACCAAGUCUACUGAAGAGCUGAAGAAGAACCGUGGGGAUCUUACAUCAAAGAAGUCCAGCUCAUUGGAAUCUGCCUUGAAAGAAAAGAAGCUCAAAGAUGUUGGCCUUCCAGCGCAGAUGAUGUCGCCUGAUAGGAAAUCACAGCCCAUGGACAGCCAGAACUCAAAGGACUGGCUAGCAGGUCACCAGAUGAAGGAGAAUCUCCCUGCAUCUCCACGACCUGAUCAGAACAGACCAACGGGCGUUCCCACUCCUACAUCUGUGAUUUCAUGUCCAAGCUUUGAAGAAGUCAUGCAAACGCCUCGGACACCAUCCUGCAGCGCGGAGGACUACCCAGACAUCAUGUUUGAUGGACUAGACUGUCAGAACUCUUCAGCGAUGACCAUGUCAAUGAACGCAUGCUCCCCAUCGUUCUUUGAUAGAUACUCAUCUCAAAACUCAUCCCAUAGUUUCCCAGAAGGAACGUGCAUCACUCCUGCUAAGAACAUGCAGUUACCUCUUGUGAGUCGAUCAGCUGCUUCCGAGGUUAGAAGACCUCUCGAAGAUGAGUUCAAAGCGGAAGCUGACAAGUUCCUAAGGCAACAGAAUGUUACUCCGGCUACAGAAUUUGAGUCAUCUGCCUCACAUCUUCCUGAUGACAAAAUGCCGUUGGACAGACUUGAGUGUGUCUCUCCCCCGUAUUUCUCCCCUCAUGUGUUGUCUCCAAGGCCUGACCCCUCGCAGCCUGUUCAAGAGAGAGCUUCUACAGCAAAUGUCGCAAGUGACGCCAGUGAACUCCCCCCAGAGAGCAUGUUUAACAACUAUCUCAUUAAGCCUUCAACUCCAGUCCACAGACCGGACCCUCAGGAGCCAUGCCUGGACAUAGCUGCCCCUCCAACACCUGCGCCUGCAGCGUUGCCUCCUAUGGAUAUUGAUGACCUGUCAGAACCGCAUCAGAGUGAACCCAGCGUAUUGCCAUCUGAUCCAGUAAGCGGUAGUGAAUACUUACCUCCUCUUGUGGAGGAACAGGAAGAAGAUGAGGAGGAGGAGGAGGAGGAGGAAGAUGAGGAAGAAGAUGAGGAGGAGGAGGAUGACAAUGAGGAAGAGGAAGAAGAAGAAGAAGAUGAAGAGGAGGAUAAUGCAGAGGAUGCAGCAGAAUCUCAGAUUGCUUCAGAGCAGGCCAUGCAGUCUGUAGAAGAUCCCACAUAUUCCCUUGAGAUUGAAGACUCUGCCAGGAAGACUUGGGUUGAAUCUCCAGACCGCAGAGAGCCUGAAAUUCUUCCACUAACACCCCCUCAUCCUCAGGACGGCCACAUGGAGAACUCUUGCGAUCAGUCUGGGUGGAAUUCAGCAGAGAUUAUGAAAUCUCCAAAUGAAAGUUAUGAAGAAGUUGAAGCCGCCGUUUCGAAAAUCAGCAGUCCCUAUUCACACUCUGAAUGUGAUCUGCCACAACUUCCAACGGCACUGUCUGUCCAUCCAUCUGUAACUCCCCCUUAUUCUGCGUAUUCCAGGCCAUACUGUCCUUCACAAAUAUCAGAGCCUCAUUACCAGCUGCAGAAAGAUGAUGCUGAGGAUUGUUCAUCACCAGAGAGACCUGUAACUGAGCCUGUGGAUUCUGUGGAAUCAAACUUUAUGCCGCCUGCCUCAACUCGACUGGACUUUUUCCCAGAUAUCAAGCCCCAGAUUGAGGAGAAUCAAAUGGAGGAAGAGCCACCCAUGUGCUUGUCUCAGGAGAGUAGAGAAGAAUCCCCCAGUUACGCACCUGAGAGAACUAUUGCUCCAGCGGUAACCCGAGGGGCUCAGUGGGAAGACCCCUUCUCUACUGCUGUUGAUGAGCUUGAUGAUCUGGGUCCGUUUUCUUUGCCAGAUCUUCCGUUUCAAGAAAAAGAGAUGCAGGAGCCUGAGAUUACAGCCCCAGAGAUGCCGGAGGCUAAGCAUCCACAUCCACCUGCACAGAUAAGACCUAUGAUUAAAGAAGCAAGCAAAGAACUUGGGGUAAUAGAGGUUGGCCUGCCCAGUUUGACCAAAUCUCCCUGUUCCCCUGUGGUUGUUCCUCCUUCUGAGCCUGCUCAGGAUUUGGUGUCUCCUGUCCAUGAAGAGAGCUACCAACCACCACAACAUGACCUGGAGCCAGAGCCUCAGGGCAUUACGGAUGUUCCCUCUAUUAAAGAUGUUCCCACCAUCCAGGAUGAUGUAUGUUCUUUUAAUGAGCAGGAUGAAGGUGACGGGAACAUGUAUUCAGCUACAGAUGCUGUAAAUGACAACCAGGAGUACAAACCGAAAGACCCCUCCCCUGAUGUUCUGGCACCAGUUUCGGUGGCCCCAUGUUUGGAAUCACUGACAACUUUAAAAGCAGAACGAAUGGUGUCUCCAGUGGUAGCUUUGAGUCGAUCAUGCAGUCCUCGCCCCUCAGCUCCUAUCUUGGUUGUAACGUCAUCUACUACCACACAAAUCUCAGAGGUGCUUGAAACGACUGCCAAACUGCCAGUCGCCACUGCACCGUCUGAGGCCCCGAAAAAGGUUGAGGAGAUACCUCAAAGGAUAACGCGGAAUAGAGCGCAGAUGCUAGCCAAUCAGAGCAAACAGAGCACGGUGGCAAGCCCCGCGAGCAUCACGUCAUCAGCCGCUUCGUCUCCCGUCACCACAAGCAUCACCAACAGCUCUCCGUCUUCUAUUACAAACACAUCAGAGAAGGACAAGGAGAAAGAGAAGGAGUCCAUCCACAUCACUGCCGCUCAGACCUCCACCCCAGUGACGCCUGCUCUCGUUACCAAAACGAAAGGCCGGACCGUCGAGGAGGAGGAUGGUCAGACGCAACAUCCGCGCAAAAGGAAGUUCCAGAAAUCGGGCCAGCAGCAGGUGCAGGUCCAGCUUGUGAACACGGCGAUGCAGCAGACGCGGGAGAUGAUUCAGCAGACACUGGCAGUCAUAGUGAACGCCAUCAAGCUGGAUGAAAUAGAGCCCUACCACAGCGACCGUUCCAAUCCUUACUUCGAGUAUCUGCAGAUUCGCAAGAAGAUUGAAGAGAAGCGGAAGAUUCUUUGUUACAUAACGCCACAAGCGCCUCAGUGCUAUGCAGAGUAUGUGACCUACACCGGCUCCUACCUGCUUGAUGGCAAACCUCUAAGCAAACUUCAUAUCCCAGUGAUUGCUCCGCCUCCAUCUUUGUCAGAGCCCUUGAAGGAGCUCUUCAGGCAGCAGGAAGCAGUGAGAGGGAAGUUGCGACUGCAACACAGCAUUGAACGGGAAAAGCUGAUUGUGUCCUGCGAGCAAGAGGUACUGCGAGUUCACUGCAGAGCUGCAAGAACUAUUGCUAAUCAAGCUGUUCCGUUCAGUGCGUGUACCAUGUUGCUGGAUUCAGAGGUCUACAACAUGCCAUCAGAAAGCCAGGGGGAUGAGAACAAGUCUGUGAGAGAUCGUUUUAACGCUCGGCAGUUCAUCUCUUGGAUUCAAGACGUGGACGACAAGUAUGAUCGCAUGAAGACAUGUUUGCUGAUGCGACAGCAACACGAGGCUGCCGCUCUGAACGCAGUGCAGAGGAUGGAGUGGCAACUCAAGGUGCAGGAGCUGGACCCUGCUGGACACAAAUCUCUGUGCGUCAACGAGGUCCCCUCCUUCUACGUGCCAAUGGUUGACGUCAACGACGACUUCGUACUGUUGCCUGCGUGACACGAACACACUCUGACGCAGAGUGCGCGGUGUAAAAUUCUCAUCUUUCAAAGAGACAACAGACAGCAAGUUCGGUAAGGGCUAGCCGGUUUGGAGAGAAGAUUUCUUUGAGGAGAAAACAUAUAUAUUAUAUAGAAAAAGUUUUAAAAAAUAAAAAUCUGUCAGAUGAGGGAUCAUCUUUCUACCGGGGGAAAAAAAAUCACGACUUGCACUUUCAUCCUUCGAGUUUGUAUGCUUUUGUUUGGGAUUUAAGAAGCAACUGAUUUGCUUUGAAACUCGCCACUCCUCCCCUGCUGGCUGUGAUCCGGCGCAAGGAAACGGGGAGAGAGAAAUGUCAGUUUUCUUUAUUUUUUGAUCCCAUUAAACUAAAUUACAACAAAAUGGUGGGUUGGGACUGGCUCCUCCACCACCUUUGUCCUUCAGAAUCAGGGACAGAAGCUACCACGGUGAGCUUGAGAGUGCCGGACAGAAACCAGGCCCGGCACAUUCAAACAACAACAAACAAAAGACCCGAAAGGGGUGCCAGAGGAACGCUUGAACAUCCGUUCCUACAGCGGAGACAGUAGGACCUGGAUCUCACUCAUGGCCACAGCAGAGGAGAGCAUGGCUCCCUGCUGACCACAGCGCCACCCAGUGCAACCCCAGAGUAGAGUAGAGCAGCAGAGCAGGGCGGACAGCCGAACGAACGAAUGAACGAACGACCAGCCGGCCAGCCAACCAACAAACUAACCGCAGGGAGCGAAGGCGGCACCGUGACGUUGCGAAGGCGCCCCCUCAGAGUGGGGGGAGACUGCAGACUGCUUUCAGCACCAGGGCAUCCAUCCAUCCACAGACAUGAGACCCAGGAUGCCCUUAGUCCAGUACAGGGCGAACAGCUCCUGGCUCUCGGUACAGAAUCGUAUGUACAGCCUCUGGAGGUUCGCUGGGAGGUCAGGCCCUCUGUGCUCCCGCACUCCUUCAUACAGCAACACCUGUACGAGAACGAGGACAAAACACGAACACGCACAGGACAAAAACAUGAAAACGCGACGUCGCGAACCAAGAGGCUCCAGAGACUUACGGGAUGGUGUUUUAGUGGAGAUUUUUGUUUUUCUUUUUGUUCUUUUUGGUCUUUCUUUACUUGGGCAUUUCAUUGUUCCCUCUCUGAGGAAGUGACUUGAAAACACUACAGAGCCAACGUUAGUUUAAUGGAAAAAAAAUCGAAACAAAACCGAAAAAAAACAUUGUAUUCCGUAAAUGAUGUACAGUUUUUAUAUUCGUUAACCAAUGUAUUCUCGCUGCCUUCUAGAUAAUUUAUUUUGCCACCCAUUACUGCACAGUUGUAAAUAACUUAUGUACUGUAACAUCACACAGUUACGUGUAAAAAAGAAAUGAAUAAAAAUUAUCUUUGUAUGUACA
Messenger RNA from Astyanax mexicanus (Mexican tetra), 10599 nucleotides. It is a transcript of the gene ankrd11, whose product is annotated as ankyrin repeat domain 11. The transcript has 13 exons. Gene Ontology annotation, cellular component: nucleus. Gene Ontology annotation, biological process: anatomical structure morphogenesis. Gene Ontology annotation, molecular function: protein binding. The record is from RefSeq and is a predicted model, not a curated record. NCBI's taxonomy places the organism in Eukaryota, Metazoa, Chordata, Actinopteri, Characiformes, Acestrorhamphidae. Bases 628 to 9201 code for a protein of 2857 amino acids.